AUGCCUGAUAAUUAUUCCAAUUCUGCAAAUGAACUAAAAAAAUUUCAAAAACUUUGGUGGGAUCAAGGAAUUCUUCACCCAAAAGCCAACUGGGCACAAGUUGAAGGGGUGUCUUUAGAAAAAUAUGAAUACCAUUGUGACAUUUUUAAUAUUCAUGAAUUAUGUGAAUGGUCCAAUGGCAUAGUUACAAUUAUUGAACUUGCAUCAAGACCACAUGAAAUUUGUAUCAAUUCAAUUAAUAGAGUAUUAUUACAUCAAUGUGAUACUGUUGCUUUUACUGAUACAGAGAUUUAUGGCCUUGGAUCUACUCAUAAGCAUAACUUUCAUUGA
Diversispora eburnea is the source of this 330-nucleotide messenger RNA. The record is from the annotation of a GenBank genome assembly. NCBI's taxonomy places the organism in Eukaryota, Fungi, Glomeromycota, Glomeromycetes, Diversisporales, Diversisporaceae.